This is a messenger RNA of Chrysoperla carnea, 2473 nucleotides long. It is a transcript of the gene TBC1D5, whose product is annotated as TBC1 domain family member 5. The transcript is spliced from 12 exons. The coding region runs from base 107 to 2383 and encodes 758 amino acids. The record is from RefSeq and is a predicted model, not a curated record. Gene Ontology annotation, molecular function: GTPase activator activity. NCBI's taxonomy places the organism in Eukaryota, Metazoa, Arthropoda, Insecta, Neuroptera, Chrysopidae. Gene Ontology annotation, biological process: activation of GTPase activity.
UGAUAAUUUUGACAAUUUGAUAAAAAUAUAAUUAAAAGUAACGCAAUUAAUUAAUUAUGUUAUUUGUUGAUAAUUAAUUUGCAAGCAUUAAUUCUAUUAUCAAAACAUGUCUAAUAUGAUUGUAGAUUCACAAUUUGAUGAUGUAGAUAAUGAUUCAUCAUCAAAUUAUGAAAAAUUCCAUACUGAAGAAAAGUAUAGUGCGAUACAGAAAUAUGAAAACGAAUGGUCACAACUGUUUGAUAAUGAAAAUAUUAAAAGUUUGCGUAUAAAAGCUCAAAAUGGUAUGUUACGUGCAUCACGAUUUCGCAGUGUCUCUUGGCGUGUUAUGUUAGAAGUCUUGUCGGAGAAUUCAAACGAAUGGAUUACACAUGUACGAAAUACUCGAGAUCAUUAUCAGAAAUUAAAAGUUCAAAUGACUGCAGAUCCACGAAAAAGUGAUGAACAGAAUGAUGAUCCUUUAUCACAGAAUACAAAGAGCAUUUGGUAUCAGCAUUUUUGUGAUAAGGAAUUACGAGGAGUGAUUCGUCAAGAUGUUGAUCGUACUUUCCCCGGUAUCGAAUUUUUCCGUAAAGAAAGUAUACAAAAUAUAAUGGUUGAUAUUUUAUUUAUUUACGCUCGAGUACAUCCGUUAAUGUGCUAUCGACAAGGUAUGCAUGAAAUCUUAGCACCACUUUUAUUUGUCAUACACUGUGAUCAACAAGCGAUGUUACAUACUAAGGAACAUGGAAUUUUAAGAAUAUUAAUUCAAGAAAUGUUAAAUCCAGAUUACUUAGAAGAAGAUGGAUUCGCUUUAUUUGAAAGUAUAAUGAAUGGAAUUGAAUUUUGCUAUAAUAUUAAAGAUAUGGAACCAACAAAUACUGGUUAUUUUCCAUCAAAUAUUAUUUCUGGCUCAAAAAAUGUACCCCGACCAGAAAAUGAAAUAUUAUCUAGAUUAAAGUAUAUACGGGAUUUUAUAUUAAAGCAUGCUGAUCCUGAAUUAUGUGAACAUUUACAAACAUUAGACAUCUCAUUCUCAUUAUUUGGAAUUCGAUGGUUGCGUUUAUUGUUUGGUAGGGAAUUUCCAUUGCAAGACUUAUUAGUACUGUGGGAUGCAAUAUUUGCCGAAGGCAAAUCAUUUGAUUUUAUUAAUUAUGUUGUGGUUUCCAUGUUAAUUACAAUUCGAAGUCAAUUAUUAAAUUCUGACUACACAUAUUGUUUGACAUAUUUGAUGCGAUAUCCGACAAUAACCGACAUUAUGUAUAUUAUAAAUUAUGCACUACAUUUACGAAAUCCACAGGAGCGCAAUCCACCUACAAUGGUAAAUCAUGUUCAGAAUCUUUCAUCAGCUUCAUCGAAUAACAGCACCGUGUCAAUGAAUAGUAGUAAUCUUCUUAAUAAAAGAUCUGUUUCCUCUUUAUCAUUAUCAUCGUCAACUCCAUCUCCAAACGCUUUAAAUAUCACCAACACAAACUCAUUAAAUCGUAAUAAUCAAAAGAAAAUUCUUGGAAAACGUUUAUCCAAACUACAAAAUCAAUCGUUACGUUUGAAUGCGGCUACGAGUAGUGCUCCAGCUAUAACAAGACGAACGACCGAUGCAGCGGCCUCGACGGAUACAUCAAUAGUUGAAGGGUUUACAUUACACGAUCCGGAAGUACUUCGUGUCGAACUAAAUCAUGCACAUAAUGUAAUGGCAUUAUGUCAACUAAAAUUAGCACAAUAUCAUAAAGUAUUGUUAAAAUCAUUUAAUUAUAAUUAUAACAACAACAAUAGUAACAAGGAUGUCAGCAACAAUUCUAUCGUCAGCAACAAUGUUCAAGACAAUAAUGAGCAAUUAACUGAACAACAAAAACGCGAGCGAAUGCAAGAAACUCAACAAGUAUUAGAUGGAAUUUGUGAGUUGUGCCAUUUAUUGCGUAGUCGCCAUUAUGUAACAAACAACUACAAAUCAUCUCCAUUGCUACAAAGUCAACAGCAAAGUUUACCAGAAGUUGAACGUGCUCUAGAAGCAGGGGAAUCUCGUAUGACAUCUCCUGAAACUACAUCUUAUAGUAGCUCAACCACCCCAACAUUAUCAUCGCGUCGUAAUUCAUUUACAAAUCAAACAACAACCACAACAACAUCUGGUUUUGUAGAAAGUAAUGAUAGCACUAAAUUUUAUAACACCAAUAGUAAAGUAACUAGUAAUAGUGAAUUUUAUGUACCAAUUGGUUUAAAAAAAGAGGAACGUUUAACUGUAUUCUCACAGUGUGUUGGUGUGAACGGAGCAUUAAUUGAUGGUGCCCCGUUAUCUGAUCCAUUACGUCAAAUUCAUGGUGAUAAUCGUUAUAGUGUAAGUGAUAAGAAAUUUUUAUACGAGGCUGUUCUUGUGUUAAAUAUGGAUUUUGAAAGUUUACGACUUAAAUAAAUUAUAGGUUAAUCGAUUCAUUAUAAAGUUAAACCAACAUUUAUGUUUGAUUUUCAAAAUAAGUUUGUCCAAAUUUAAACUUCGAGAAAA